This is a messenger RNA of Coregonus sp. 'balchen', 6319 nucleotides long. The record is from the annotation of a GenBank genome assembly. Lineage: Eukaryota; Metazoa; Chordata; Actinopteri; Salmoniformes; Salmonidae.
AUGAAAAGCAACCUGUACAAGAUGAUGAAGGAGAUGGUCAGCAGAAGCCUUGGUAAGGAUGGCCUCUUAUUGAUGAAUGAUGACAACUGUGUUGUAAUUGUUAUUGGAGGAAAAUGAUACCGCUCUAGUACAUUUCCACUUAUAUUAUAAUGGUCUCAUGUGAAGUUCAUCUUUAUAUCUACAAACAUUAAAGUAGUACAAUAUAUACUGUAUAUACAAGCAAUUUUUUUGUCCAUUAAAAUAACGUCAAAUUGUCAUUACAAAACUCAAAGGAUCCACCCUGCACUAGUUAGCUAAUAACACUAAUCUCAUUUCAUCUUUUAGAAGUAACAUUUAGUAUUGAUCAUGAGCCACUAUACAGUUCAGAAUGGCACCAGAUACAAUUAGAGAUUUAUAGUUACUGAAUACAAAACAAAUUGUUGUCAUUCAGAUCCCUUGACUAGACUUCUCUAUAUCUACUUUGUUGGCACAAAAAAAAAAUGUAUUUCAGUAAAGCAGUGUCAGUUUCAUUCUCAGUCACCUUCAGACAUUCUUUGUUAGUUUUGUUUUUAUCAUUGACUGAGGUACUGUAGCAUUCCAGUGAUUAACCCUAGUUGCUCUUUUUUAAUCUCCUUUAGAGUCUGAGACAGGACACAUUUGUGGACCCCACUGCCUGGGCCCCUUGACCUUCCAUAGGAAGGCGAUGGGGGCCUUGGUGAGCCUGAGCCAGGGGGCCAGAAGGGCAGACAGAACUGGGGUCACCUUCAGACACGGCCUGGUGUUCAGCAGCCGCCCGGUACAGCCCCGGGAGAGGGUUUGUCUGCGAGUGGAGUUGUGCGAGCUGACCUGGCAUGGAGCCAUGCGUGUGGGCUUCACCAAUGUGCCUCCUAUUGCCAGAGCCCUGCCCUCCCUGGCCAUCCCAUACCUCACAGACCUCCCUGGCCACUGGGCUGCUCCUGUGCCUGAGACUUGCUGCCUGCCAGGCUCAGAGCUGGAGUUCUGGGUCUCCUAUGGCGGUACAGUGUAUUUCAGUAAUGCUAACAGGCGACAACACAAACUGCUGAAGGGAGUGGACCUCAGCCGUCCCCUGUGGGCCAUGAUUGACGUGUAUGGGCAGACCUGCUCUGUGCUCUUACUGGGUAAGUUCAGAAAUCAAUGUAAAAUGUAUUAAUGAACAAUGCAGUCUGUCCUUCUAAUUUGAUUUCUUGGUUUGAAAUUAUGUCCAUCUGUCAGUGUCAGUGACUAACCAGAAAUAUGGUUGUUUCUUGUAGGGUCGGAGAAGAAAGAGUUUUUCGGGAAUCGAAAGUCCUGUCCUGCUCGUCAGAGACACACCUCACUCAAUAUUGACAACUAUGUGAAUGUGAGCCAGAUUUGUGAUGACAGACAUGACAGCUAUCUUCUUUCCCGUCCAGCCAAUAAGCAGACAUCAGGUAAGCAUCACAAUGAUACAAUAAACUCCUGCUAUCUUGUUUUGGAUAUUUUUAAUGAAAAAGGUACUUCAUUUGAGUGUAAUAACUUGAUAUUUAAUCUAAGGUAUUCUUUAAAAAAUGUUAUAAAUAUAUAUGUUUCUAUUGUCACAUGCUUGGCAAACCUACAAUUUUUACAUGCUAACAUUUUACACAUGUACUCUUGUGUAGCUUAACGUUUACAGAAACAUCUAAGCUACACUUGUUCAAGGACAUACAGUGGGGAAAAUUUUUAUUUAGUCAGCAACCAAUUGUGCAAAUUCUCCCACUUAAAAAGAUGAGAGAGGCCUGUAAUUUUCAUCAUAGGUACACGUCAACUAUGACAGACAAAUUGCGAUUUUUUUUCUCCAGAAAAUCACAUUGUAGGAUUUGUAAUGAAUUUAUUUGCAAAUUAUGGUGGAAAAUAAGAAUUUGGUCACCUACAAACAAGCAAGAUUUCUGGCUCUCACAGACCUGUAACUUCUUCUUUAAGAGGCUCCUCUGUCCUCCACUCGUUACCUGUAUUAAUGGCACCUGUUUGAACUUGUUAUCAGUAUAAAAGACACCUGUCCACAACCUCAAACAGUCACACUCCAAACUCCACUAUGGCCAAGACCAAAGAGCUGUCAAAGGACACCAGAAACAUAAUUGUAGACCUGCACCAGGCUGGGAAGACUGAAUCUGCAAUAGGUAAGCAGCUUGGUUUGAAGAAAUCAACUGUGGGAGCAAUUAUUAGGAAAUAGAAGACAUACAAGACCACUGAUAAUCUCCCUCGAUCUGGGGCUCCACGCAAGAUCUCACCCCGUGGGGUCAAAAUGAUCACAAGAACGGUGAGCAAAAAUCCCAGAACCACACAGUGAACACAGAAACACCUAGUGAAUGACCUGCAGAGAGCUGGGACCAAAGUAACAAAGCCUACAAUCAGUAACACACUACGCCGCCAGGGACUCAAAUCCUGCAGUGCAAGAAGUGUCCCCCUGCUUAAGCCAGUACAUGUCCAGGCCCGUCUGAAGUUUGCUAGAGUGCAUUUGGAUGAUCCAGAAGAGGAUUGGGAGAAUGUCAUAUGGUCAGAUGAAACCAAAAUAUAACUUUUUUAUAAAAACUCAACUCGUCGUGUUUGGAGGACAAAGAAUGCUGAGUUGCAUCCAAAGAACACCAUACCUACUGUGAAGCAUGGGGGUGGAAACAUCAUGCUUUGGGGCUGUUUUUCUGCAAAGGGACCAGGACGACUGAUCCGUGUAAAGGAAAGAAUGAAUGGGGCCAUGUAUCGUGAGAUUUUGAGUGAAAACCUCCUUCCAUCAGCAAGGGCAUUGAAGAUGAAACGUGGCUGGGUCUUUCAGCAUGACAAUGAUCCCAAACACACCGCCCGGGCAACGAAGGAGUGGCUUCGUAAGAAGCAUUUCAAGGUCCUGGAGUGGCCUAGCCAGUCUCCAGAUCUCAACCCCAUAGAAAAUCUUUGGAGGGAGUUGAAAGUCCGUGUUGCCCAGUAACAGCCCCAAAACAUCACUGCGUGGAGAUCUAGAGGAGAUUUGCAUGGAGGAAUGGGCCAAAAUACCAGCAACAGUGGUCAUAGUUGACGUGUACCUAUGAUGAAAAUUACAGGCCUCUCUCAUCUUUUUAAGUGGGAGAACUUGCACAAUUGGUGGCUGACUAAAUACUUUUUUUCCCCACUGUAGCUACAGUACGUUAGCCUCAUGUAGGGCUCGGGUGUCAAUUGGGUAUGGCAGUCGCCAUACAUUAGCUCUCAACACCAACAAUUUCAAUCCCCAUUAAAAGGCAAAUGCAGUUUAGUGGUAUUAAGGGGCUGGCUUUCGGACCAUGCGGAUGGUCACCAAAGCCCCAUAUACUACCCACCACUGUGACCUGUACGCUCUUGUUGGUUGGUCCUCACUACAUAUUCGUCGCCAAACCCACUGGCUCCAGGUCAUCUAUAAAUCACUGCUAGGCAAAUCCCUGCCUUAUCUUAGCUCAUUGGUCACCAUAGCAACACCCACCCGUAGUAUGCGCUCCAGCAGGUAUAUCUCACUGGUCAUCCCCAAAGCCAACACCUCCUUUGGCCGCCAUUCCUUCCAGUUCUCUGCUGCCAAUGACUGGAACAAACUGCAAAAAUCUCUGAAGCUGGAGACACUUAUCUCCCUCACUAUCUUUAAGCAUCAGUUGUCAGAGCAGCUUACCGAUCACUGCACCUGUACACAGCCCAUCUGUAAUUAGCCCACCCAACAACUCAUCCCCAUAUUGUUAUUUAUUGCUCAUUUGCACCCCAGUGUCUCUAUUUGCACAUCAUCUCUUGCACAUCCAUCAUUCCAUUGUUAAUACUAAAUUGUAAUUAUUUUGCACUAUGGCCUAUUUAUUGCCUUACCUCCAUAACUUGCUACAUUUGCACACACUGUAUAUAUAUUUUCUGUUGUAUUUUUGACUUUAUGUUUUGUUUACCCCAUAUGUAACUCUGUGUUGUUGUUUUUUAUCGCACUGCUUUGCUUUAUCUUGGCCAGGUCGCAGUUGUAAAUGAGAACUUGUUCUCAACUGGUUUACCUGGUUAAAUAAAGGUUAAAGAAAAAAAAAGAAAGAAAAAAAAAAAGAUGGGCGCGGUAGUAGAGAGCAUGUUUUAGGCCCAUGUGGACACCUCGGACCUGGCUGGUGAACUGCGCGACUUUUCUCUCAAAACAGUGCAGGGAUGGAAAGUGGCUGUAGAUGCUAGGUACAGUGGGGGAAAAAAGUAUUUAGUCAGCCACCAAUUGUGCAAGUUCUCCCACUUAAAAAGAUGAGAGAGGCUUGUAGUUUUCAUCAUAGGUACACGUCAACUAUGACAGACAAAAUGAGAAAAAUAAAUCCAGAAAAUCACAUUGUAUGAUUUUUAAUGAAUUUAUUCGCAAAUUAUGGUGGAAAAUAAGUAUUUGGUCAAUAACAAAAGUUUCUCAAUACUUUGUUAUAUACCCUUUGUUGGCAAUGACACAGGUCAAACGUUUUCUGUAAGUCUUCACAAGGUUUUCACACACUGUUGCUGGUAUUUUGGCCCAUUCCUCCAUGCAGAUCUCCUCUAGAGCAGUGAUGUUUUGGGGCUGCCGCUGGGCAACACAGACUUUCAACUCCCUCCAAAGGUUUUCUAUGGGGUUGAGAUCUGGAGACUGGCUAGGCCACUCCAGGACCUUGAAAUGCUUCUUACGAAGCCACUCCUUCGUUGCCCGGGCGGUGUGUUUGGGAUCAUUGUCAUGCUGAAAGACCCAGCCACGUUUCAUCUUCAAUGCCCGUUGCUGAUGGAAGGAGGUUUUCACUCAAAAUCUCACGAUACAUGGCCCCAUUCAUUCUUUCCUUUACACGGAUCAGUCGUCCUCGUCCCUUUGCAGAAAAACAGCCCCAAAGCAUGAUGUUUCCACCCCCAUGCUUCACAGUAGGUAUGGUGUUCUUUGGAUGCAACUCAGCAUUCUUUGUCCUCCAAACACGACGAGUUGAGUUUUUACCAAAAGUUAUAUUUUGGUUUCAUCUGACCAUAUGACAUUCUCCCAAUCCUCUUCUGGAUCAUUCAAAUGCACUCUAGCAAACUUCAGACGGGCCUGGACAUGUACUGGCUUAAGCAGGGGGACACGUCUGGCACUGCAGGAUUUGAGUCCCUGGCGGCGUAGUGUGUUACUGAUGGUAGGCUUUGUUACUUUGGUCCCAGCUCUCUGCAGGUCAUUUACUAGGACCCCGCGUGUGGUUCUGGGAUUUUUGCUCACCGUUCUUGUGAUCAUUUUGACCCCACGGGGUGAGAUCUUGCGUGGAGCCCCAGAUCGAGGGAGAUUAUCAGUGGUCUUGUAUGUCUUCUAUUUCCUAAUAAUUGCUCCCACAGUUGAUUUCUUCAAACCAAGCUGCUUACCUAUUGCAGAUUCAGUCUUCCCAGCCUGGUGCAGGUCUACAAUUAUGUUUCUGGUGUCCUUUGACAGCUCUUUGGUCUUGGCCAUAGUGGAGUUUGGAGUGUGACUGUUUGAGGUUGUGGACAGGUGUCUUUUAUACUGAUAACAAGUUCAAACAGGUGCCAUUAAUACAGGUAACGAGUGGAGGACAGAGGAGCCUCUUAAAGAAGAAGUUACAGGUCUGUGAGAGCCAGAAAUCUUGCUUGUUUGUAGGUGACCAAAUUCUUAUUUUCCACCAUAAUUUGCAAAUAAAUUCAUUAAAAAUCCUACAAUGUGAUUUUCUGGAGAAAAAAAAUCGCAAUUUGUCUGUCAUAGUUGACGUGUACCUAUGAUGGAAAUUACAGGCCUCGCUCAUAUUUUUAAGUGGGAGAACUUGCACAAUUGGUGGCUGACUAAAUACUUUUUUUCCCCCACUGUAACUGCUGUUUGACUUGACAUGAACUAAACAAGUUUUUAAUCCCGGUGCUGAGCUAGGGUGUAGCAGCUAAUUGCUGUAUGACAUGUGUUGAGGUGAAUUAAGCUACAGCAGCUAAGGUGAUAAUGGGUGGAGUCAAUUUAGCUAGUUUUUGCUGUUCUCCAAAUAGUAUUUUAGAGUUUUAAAAUUGUGUAGAAAUGCAGUAAAUGAGCUUUAACUAUAAAAAAAAUAUAUUAAAAAAACAUAACUUUGCCAUACUCUAGGUUUAGCAGAAAUGACGACCGGAUCAACCUUAUGGACACCAAAACACUAACCACCGUAACUUCAUAGUGAUGCUGAGCCAAGUCCCACUUGACCUUAUAGGUCAUGUAAUUGAGCGUAUCUCAUUGAUUGCAGACUCUGAGAGCGUGGAGUACUGUGCGGUGUGUAUGAGCCAGGAGGCCUGUAUCAGCCUGCAGUGUGGCCACCAGUGCCUGUGUCUCCAGUGUGCCAACAGAGUGAUCCAAGAGUUUGGAACCUGCCCUCUGUGUCGCCAGAACAUCAAGAGCUUCCUGCAAACUAAACGCCCCAGUAGGGCUGACCGCAAUUAG